AUGAUGACGACAAGCGGAGAGCCUGCGCCGGAGGAGGACUUCAGUGGCCUCUCACUGAUCGAAAAGCUUAAUCAUAAAAGUUGGCGUGCAAGAAAUGAAGGAUAUGUAGAGCUAGACAAGUUACUCAAGACAUUGGAUCUAGAUGCUGAAUCAGACUACCGCAAAUACACUGAUGUUGUCAAAAGGAUCCCUGUCGACUCAAAUCUCAUUGCUCAAGAAUGUGGUUUGACUACUUUAUGGACGUUUCUGAAAUACGCUCCCUUGUCUAUUGCUCAGAAAACUCGAUCAGUCGUAUUGCCCAGUCUCAUUGAGAAGGGUCUCGCCUCUGCUCGAUCUGGCACCCGUUCAAAGGCGUUGGAAAUUACAAUGACUUAUGUGGAAUUAGAAGUAGCAGAUGGCGUAGUGGACGAUUUGAUAGCCGGCCUUGAUCACAAAACACCAAAGAAUAUUGCUGCUUGUAUAACAGCUCUCAAGGAAGCAGUGAGACUGUUUGGGGUCAAGGUUGUUAGUCCGAAGUUAAUCGUAAAACAACUUGGAAAGAUAUUUGAUCACAAGGACAAGGCUGGCUUCGCGUUGGUAAUUGAAUUGAAGAGAUGGCUUGGAAAUGCUCUAGAUGCAUCACUUUCGGAUUUGAAGCCGACGCAGAUAAAGGAGAUUAAUGAUAUGCUGGAAAAAGUACCGACAGAAAGGCCUGUGGCAGAAAGGCAUACUAGAUCCCAGCAUGGUGUAAUUGGUGGUGUUCCGUCUGGAGGUGAACAAUCUACAGAUACAUUGUCUUUAGCGCAAAAUGCACCAGAACCUGAUCCCAUGGAGUUUUUGGAUGCUAUGAAUAUACUAGAUCAUUUACCUCCCAACUUCUAUACCAAUCUUGUUGCACCCAAAUGGCAAGAUAAAAAAGAAGCUUUGGAGGCACUAUUGAACCUGAUUAAGGGUAGAAAGUUGGAAGAUGGGAGGUAUCAUGAGUUAUGUGGUGCUCUCUCCAAGCGUAUCGCCGACACAAACAUCUACAUUGUCAUUGCUGCUGCCAAAUGUAUUGACAACAUUGCCAAGGGUCUCAGAUCCCACUUUUCACAAUAUCGAAGCAUUGUGGUUGAACGUCUGAUUGAUAGGCUCAAGGAAAAGAAGCCCGCUGUUAUUGAAGCAUUGCGUACUGCAUUGGAUGGUGUUUCUCUUUCGACUGGCAUUGCAGACAAUCUGAACGAUUUGAUGGAAGGUUGCUCGAAUAAGAAUCCUCAAGUCAAACAAGAGUGCCUAGCUUGGUUGGUUCGUCUACUCAAGGCCAGUAGCAAACCGCCAUCAAAAGCUGAUAUUAAAGCUAUUGCUGAAAUGGCCAUCAAGGCAUGUGUUAUCUUGGAUGAUCCCAUACCAGAUAUUCGUAAUGUCGCUUGUGAAGUACUUGGAACUUUGCUUAAGAGUAUUGGCGACAGAGCCAUGGCGCCUUAUAUGGAACGAGUGUCUGAUAAGAUCAAGGCAGACAAGAUUCGAGAAUAUGGUGCCAAUGCCGAUGUUGCAGCUGGUGGACAAUCUGUGACUCAAAGACCCUCAGUCGCUAUGCCUAGCGCUAGUUCUUCUGCAAGGCCUUCUACUGCAAAAUCGGUUCCGCUCAAGGCAACCAAAGGUGUUUCAGCGUCUAAUUCGUCUGGAAAUAUUGCUGGCGCAGACAAGAAGAAGAGGCCACCAUCGGCAGGAACCAAACAAGCUGCCAAAGAAAUGGACAAGGAAGAGCCGACAGUGGUCUCCUUCAAACUCUCUGACGAUGCAGCCGAAACGCAUCUUGUAGAAUUGGUUGGCCAAGAAGUCGUUGACCAAUUGUCUGAUGCCAAUUGGAAGAAUCGACUAUUGGGUGCUGUUGCUAUACUGGAAUAUGUUGAGAGAGCGACAAUGUCGGAAUUGGAACCUGAAGGGUUUGUCAGAACCCUGGGUAGAAAGCCAGGUUGGAAGGAGAAUAACUUUCAGGUUAUGACGAAUAUGGUCAAGACUGUAGGAACACUAGCAAAGGAUAAUGCGAACUUUGGUCGAGGUUCUGCAUCCUUAGCUAUUCCAGGCUUGGUUGAGAAAUUGAGUGAUGUCAAGAUCAAGAAGCUUGCAACUGAAGCUCUCACAUCCAUUGCCGCUUCAACAUCCCUGCAGUUCGUACUCCAUGAAGCUAUCGAAUCUCUUAAGCCACAAAAGAGUCCCAAGGUCUUACAAGAAUCUCUAACAUGGAUGCAACAGGCUUUACUGCAGUUUGGUACAACAGGAGUAGCUACACGUGACAUAGUAGACUUCGUCAAAUCGGCGUUAGCCAAUAAAGAUGCUCAAGUACGAACUGCUGGUGUCAGUGUAUUGGGAUCACUACGAAUGUUUGCAGGACCAGAUUUGAGAGCAUUGUUGACUGAUCUUAGUCCCGCACUAUUGACUACCAUUGAUGCUGAAUUCGACAAAGUGGCUGCAUUGGCACCACCAAAACCUACUAUUGCUGCCAUUCAACAAGCAGGCACGGAUAUUACAGAGUCGACAGAGGAUUUGAUACCUAGAACGGAUAUCAGUUCUCAGAUGUCGACAGAGUUGAUAUCGGAAAUCAACGAUGCAAACUGGAAGACUCGUCAGGAAGGACUGGACAAGGUGCUACAGAUUCUUGAAUCAGCGAACAAGAAGAUCAAACCAAACGUUGGGGAAUUGAUCUCAGCACUCAAGUCUCGCUUGUCGGAUUCUAACAAGAAUUUGACGAUCAAGGCAUUGGAAAUCAUUGGUGUGCUUGCCAUCGCUAUGGGCAAACCAUUUGAUCGAUAUGCUCGUCUCAUCGGUACAGCUAUUGCAUCAUGCACUGCUGAUAAUAAAAUCCAAGUCCGUACAGCAGCCACCUCGGCGCUUAAUUCCAUAAGUACUGCCUGUAAAUUGGAGCCCAUCAUCCCAUCAAUCGGUCAAGCAUUGGCUGCAGAUCAACCCUUGUUACGAAAGGACUUGCUUAAAUGGUUGUCCGAUCAUUUAGAGGCAUCUAAAGAUACACUACCAGACAUGCACCCUCUCGUGCAUCCUAUAUUAACGUGCUUACAAGAUCGUAAUGCUGACGUGAGAAAGCUAGCACAACUGGUUAUUGCAUAUGUCUCUGAAGGAGUUGGAUAUAAUUCUUUGGUAGACAAGGCUGGAGAGAUCUUCAAGGGUGCUGCUUUGGCCUCGAUAAUGCCAUCACUAGAAGCAUUUAAGUCAAAUGGUAAACAGCAUCAACAGUCAGCUGCAUUGGCUAGUCCUGGUACACCAGUCAAGGCCGCUCCAUCUGCUCCUACUAAACGUAGUAAUCUUCCUCCACCAUCUCUUAAAGAACCAGCGGGAAAGCUGACAGACAAGUCGAAACGACCCAUUACUGCUCCAACCGCGCCAUCAGCUACUACGAAUCUGCCGACUAGACCGGGAACAGCCGCUUCAACAUCUCUUGCGUCAGUAGCAGAACCACCCAUAUUAACGAGUGAUAUGAGAGCUAAGGAUCAACGAGCACAGGCUGAUCGUGGUCUAACCAAAUGGACGUUCGAUCAACCACGUAAAGAUUUAAUCGAAUUUUUAGCAGAGCAAUGUCAAUCACAAUUCUCUGCUGGAGUCCAUAACUGGCUGUUCAGUACCGACCACUAUAAAGAAAAGGAUUUUAUACUGGGUUUAGCUGCUCUAGACGAUGGAAUGGGUCAAGCUUCAGCAUACGAUCUUGAGCCAGAAGAACUCAGAGAACGAUAUGUAGCAAAUGCAGAUCUCAUUUUGAAAUACCUCACAAUUCGAUUUUUUGAUACCAAUACCACCAUAUUGCUCAAAUGUCUUGACUUGCUCGAGAAUUUAGUAGCAUUGCUAGAUGAGCAUGGAUAUCGUCUUACCGAUUAUGAAGCUGCUUCGUUUAUGCCUUUUUUCAUCAACAAGGUUGGUGAUCCAAAGGAAGCCAUGAGAGUCAGGAUACGUAACAGUAUGCGUCAAAUUUGCAGGAUUUAUCCAGCUAGUAAAAUGUUUAGCUACCUUAUGAAGGGGCUUGAAUCCAAGAAUGUGAGAGUACGCACAGAAUGUCUGGAAGAGUUGGGUAUUUUGAUUCAAAGGAAUGGGAUGGGUGUAUGUAAUACCAGUAAAGUGCUGCCACCAAUCGCUGCUCAAAUCUCGGAUCGUGAUGCCAGUGUUCGAAAUGCUGCAUUGGGAACCAUCACACAGUGUUAUCUGCUAGUAGGUGACGCAGUAUUCAAACAUAUUGGCAAAAUUCCCGAUAAAGAUCGUAGUUUGCUGGAUGAGAAGAUCAAGAGGAUGCCUGUAGAUGCGGCUAGUGCACGACCAAGAGCAUCGGAAACAACUGCUCCUGAUCGCGUGAGUACUGCAGAACCACCCGUAUCAGCACGACCUAGUGCAAGUACUCGAGAGAGUCCAGCAAUAGCCUCCCCUGUCAUUGAAUCACGAUCAGGAGGCGGAUCGCCAAUAAUAGGAACCAUUAAACGUGAAUUUAGUUUGGAGUUGGACAAAUUGAACAUGCCGACUCUCUCUGGUAGCACAGCAACGGCGAGUAGAAUCGCUCCAAUAUCACGAGCAACCAACCACUUUAAUAAAAGUAAUCCCGAUAUAGCAGCCUCCAUCUCAACGCCAACCCCUUUUCGUAAUCCACAACCUAGCUUUUCGUUUGACUUGCUCAUAAACCAAAUCAUGGCUAGUGACGCACCUCAAAGUAUUGAUGCGUUGAAACAGGUUGAGAAGAUAUUGACCACAUCUGCUGAUGAUGUGAUUAAUCACGUAGACGAUAUCGUAUCAGCUAUAACAUUGCAAAUUCGGAUUGCGUUUACAGCAGUUGAUAUAUCAAGUCCCAAUGUCUCACGGCUAUGUAAGCAUUUGGUGAAUGCUCUGGUACAGUUAUUUGCCUAUCCGAAUUUGGCCAAGAAACUGUCACAAUCGAAUUUGAUGACGUGUGUAAAGGAAUUAUUGCAUCGGUUGCUGGAUCCUACCUUGCAGACUUUGGAGCAAGGCUCUACAUUAGCUAAAGCCUUGAAUGUGCUUGUGGUACGGAUCUUGGAGAAUUGUGAUAAGAAUGAUUCGUUCAGUGUUCUCUUGAAAAUCUUGGACGAAGCAGCUACCACUGUUUUAAGUUCCAAAGAUCCACAGCAAGUUCAUAUCAACUCGAAACUGCUCGAACUAGACAUGAAGUGUUUAUGGAAGUUGACCAAACAAACGGGUAGCAUGUUAGAGUCAAAAAGUUUAGCAGUAAACAAGCUAUUACGAGACGUAAAUGACUUUUUAACGUCUACACCACCCAACGAAUGGAAGAAACGGGCAGCAGAGAAGGCACAAUCCGCUGAUAUGCCUCUGCGUACCGUCAAGACUAUAUUACACGAACUAGUAGCUAAUCUAGGAUCGUCGAUUUAUGAACACUUCGAUUUGAUUCAAGAUGCCAAGGCUAGUUAUGCCUUUUCGUAUGUGUCCAAGAUGGUAGACACUAAACCAGCCGAUCCGAGUUUAGCCAAGUCUGCAACUACCGAAUUGAGAACACCCGAGACAAGGCCAGCACCAUCCUCUAUACUGCAGCCAUCCUCUGUUAGAUCUUUUAUACCAUCAUCAUUACCUCAUCCGAGUCACAAUAACCAUAAUGUACCUGUAGUAGAGCCAGUAGCCAAUAAUGGUAGUGGCAUGUCAUUGGAAGAAGAACUAGCAGCUAUCUUCCAUAGAAUUUCUGAAAAGGAAAAGUCUAAAGAAGCCAUUAAAGAAUUACAUGCCUUUCAGCUAGCACAUCCAGAAUCAAAUCAUCUUGUUGAAGCUCAAUUGGCUACCAAGAAUGGAUACUUUAAGGGAUAUAUUGAACGAGGAUUGGCUGGUCUUGUUGCAGCUGAUAAUGCUAAAAAGGCACGAGAAACAACAACCACCGCACCAUCAUCGCGUCCUACUUCUGCGCUUACUACAACAGCUGUGCCUGCUCAAAAUGAUGAAGCAUACUCGGAUACACUAAAGAGGCUUCAACGAAUGUACAAUCGACCUGUGGGUAGUGGAGCUGCAGUCAUGAACACGCCAGCACCACCAGUAGUAGCGCCAGUACCAGCACCCGUUGCCAACAUACCUUCUGCUAGUGGAGCUCCACUUGCUUCAAUGCAAGAUUUGAUGGCACGGCUUGAGAAGAUGAAGAAGGCAUCAACUCUCAACAAAUAA
Messenger RNA from Synchytrium microbalum, 6129 nucleotides. RefSeq lists its product as uncharacterized. The record is from RefSeq and is a predicted model, not a curated record. NCBI's taxonomy places the organism in Eukaryota, Fungi, Chytridiomycota, Chytridiomycetes, Synchytriales, Synchytriaceae. Gene Ontology annotation, biological process: establishment or maintenance of microtubule cytoskeleton polarity; mitotic spindle organization; microtubule polymerization. The transcript has 26 exons. Gene Ontology annotation, cellular component: microtubule plus-end; spindle pole; centrosome. The coding region runs from base 1 to 6129 and encodes 2042 amino acids. Gene Ontology annotation, molecular function: microtubule plus-end binding; microtubule plus end polymerase activity.